CGCAAAGGAUUGUGGGAGUCUGAGUCCUGAGGAUGAGCGACCGCCCUUUGAAAGCAGCGAGACAAGCCGUCCUGCACUACAUGCGUGGAAGGAAUGGUUACGGUAAAACCACCCGCUGAAGCACUAUAAACCCCCUCCAGACAAUCAUCAAUACGACAAUGGCGGCUGAAGUCGUAGGAGGAAGUGAGUUCCCCGCUCAUUACAAAGCCAUGAUGGACAAACUCAACGAACAGCGACAGUUGGACCAGUUCACAGACAUUACUUUGAUUGUAGACGGACACCAGUUCAGAGCACAUAAAGCCGUGUUGGCAGCGUGCAGUCAGUUCUUCCACAAGUUCUUCCAGGAUUUUACCCAGGAGCCUUUGGUGGAGAUUGAAGGGGUUAGCAACAUGGCGUUCCGGCAACUGAUGGAGUUCACGUACACCGCCACAUUGGCCGUAGCGGGAAAAGAAGAAGCCUACGAUGUGUGGAAGGCUGCCGAAUACCUCCAGAUGCAGGAAGCCAUCAAGGCGCUCAGCAACAAGAUCGACGAAACUCCUUCAGUGACGGAAAAGCGUAGCAGUAGAAAAAGGAAGUUUACAGAGACGUCUUACGUGAUUGCAGAAGCCCUGCCCGCAGUGGAACAGGUAGAGGUAGAGAUGAUAGCGGAUGGUGCCAUUGCUGUGGAGGACACAGGACUGGAGGAGGUAGUCGAUGUGGCAAACAACGCCCAGUCAAACGACUCGGCGUUGGCGUUGCUUGCUGACAUAACCAGCAAGUACCAGCAGGGGGAGCCUUCACUACAAGUAGUGAAGAAAGGAGACAUUGAAGAGGAAGUCCUCUAUCAGGAAGAAACAGUGACGGCUUCUAAAGUGCUCGAGAAUGUGGAGGUGGUGGAGGUCCAGAUAUCUCAAGUGGACAACACCUUUCGCUGUAGCAAGUGUGACCGCAGCUUCAAACUGUACUAUCACCUGAAGCAGCACCUGAAAACGCACCUGGGCAUGAUGAAAAAGCAGCACGUGUGCAGCCACUGCGGCAAAGCCUACACGCGGGAGGGCGCCCUCAAUCAGCACUUGAGCUCAUUCCAUUUCGAAGCAGAGGAGCUGGCUCAAAAUCAGAAAGCCCAAAAGAGAGUCCAUGUUUGCGAGUACUGCAAGAAGCACUUUGACCACUUUGGACACUUUAAGGAGCACCUGCGAAAGCAUACUGGUGAAAAACCAUACGAGUGUCCAGACUGCCAUGAAAGAUUUGCAAGGAACAGCACACUCAAGUGCCAUAUGGCUGCCUGUCAGAACGGAGCAGGGGCCAAGAAGGGACGGAAGAAACUCUAUGAAUGUCAGGUGUGCAACAGUGUAUUCAACAGCUGGGACCAGUUCAAAGACCAUCUCGUGAGCCACACUGGAGACAAGCCCAAUCACUGUACCAUGUGCGACUUGUGGUUCACUGACCCUAAAGAGCUUAAGGGCCACCUCAAAGACACUCACUCCAUUGAGGACGACCAGUCGCCCCAACAGAUAGUGGUCGGCGACACCGCGGUGCUCGGCAUCACGACGCAAAACAUUGAGACAACGGAAACGGUGCUGCUGGACGACGGCAUCCAAGUGGAACAUGUCACGAUGGACCCCAUAGAAGUGAUGGAGAUGGAAGAGACCACCACAGUGGUGGUGGAGGACGGAGGCAUGACUGAGAUGUGUGAGGAGGACAUGGAGAGACUGAAGCAGGCCGGCGUGCAAAUCCAAGUGGUGCGGGUGUCCUCUAGUGACGUGGAACAGCAUAUAAUAUGCCCUCAAGUGGAAGUAGAGGUGGAAGGGGAGAUGCUGAAUGUAGACGAAACCAUACACGCAGUGGUUGUAUGAAAAUGUACAUCAGAAUGGACUUACUUUGAGAACUGAGCACUGCAUGGACACUGUACAUCAUCAAAAUAUCCUCUUUUUUUUUUGGCAUGGUUCUCAACGCUCCCCCUGGACAGCUGUGUAUUUGCCAUGUACGAAAGAAUACCGUAUUUUUCGGACUAUAAGUUUGCUCCGGAGUAUAAGUCGCACCGGCCGAAAAUGCAUAAUAAAGAAGGAAAAAAACAUACAUAAGUCGCACUGGAGUAUAAGUCGCAUUUUUGGGGGAAAUUUAUUUGAUAAAACCCAACACCAAGAAUAGACAUUUGAAAGGCAAUUUAAAAUAAAUAAAGAAUAGUGAACAACAGGCUGAAUAUGUUAUAUGACGCAUAAAUAACAAACUGAGAACGUGCCUGGUAUGUUGAUUGAUUGAUUGAGACUUUUAUUAGUAGGUUGCACAGUGAAGUACAUAUUCCGUACAAUUGACCACUAAAUGGUAACACCCGAAUAAGUUUUUCAACUUGUUUAAGUCGGGGUUAACGUAACAUACUAUGGUAAGAGUCAUUCAAAUAACUAUAACAUAGAUAUAUAUGUUAUAGUUUACAUAUAGUUUACCAAACUAUCUGUCACUCCUAAUCGCUAAAUCCGAUGAAAUCUUAUACGUCUAGUCUCUUACGUGAAUUAGCUAAAUUAUAUUAUUUGAUAUUUUACGGUAAUGUGUUAAUAAUUUCACACAUAAGUCGCUCCUGAGUAUAAGUCGCACCCCUGGCCAAACUAUGAAAAAAACUGCGAUUUAUAGUCAGAAAAAUACGGUAUUGUAUUUCAACACCUUCAUCAUAUCACACAUCGCCCUGUGAUUUUUUUUUUUUAAUUUGGCUCGCUGGUAAAAUGGCGUGGCUUCUCAUAUGAAACCUAACACACAACAGCGCUUGGCAGUAAUGUUACACUUUUGAUCAACCAGAUUGAAUGAUUUUUGUAGGAAAAAUAACAAACUGUUUACAGAAUACCCUACACUUAUUUUCCCAGUAAAACAACACCAUAUAUAUUUUGUC
This is a messenger RNA of Entelurus aequoreus (snake pipefish), 2860 nucleotides long. RefSeq names its product zinc finger protein 131 (gene zbtb35). Bases 159 to 1835 code for a protein of 558 amino acids. The transcript is spliced from 9 exons. The record is from RefSeq and is a predicted model, not a curated record. Gene Ontology annotation, molecular function: protein binding; DNA-binding transcription factor activity, RNA polymerase II-specific; RNA polymerase II cis-regulatory region sequence-specific DNA binding. Gene Ontology annotation, biological process: regulation of transcription by RNA polymerase II. Lineage: Eukaryota; Metazoa; Chordata; Actinopteri; Syngnathiformes; Syngnathidae. Gene Ontology annotation, cellular component: nucleus.